AUGUCCAUGUCCUCGUCCCGCUUCUCCAUGGGCUUGGGGGGCGGCUAUGGUGGGGGCUACACCUGCAACCUGGGUGGGGGCUUUGGCUCCAGCUUUGGCAUGGCUGACAACUUGCUGGGAGGCAGUGAGAAGGAGACCAUGCAGAACCUCAACGACCGCCUGGCCUCCUACCUGGACAAGGUGCGCGCCCUGGAGGAGGCCAAUGCUGACCUGGAGGUGAAGAUCCACGACUGGUACAAGAAGCAGGGACCCGGGCCCGCCCGAGACUACAGUCACUACUUCAAGACCAUCGAGGAGCUUCGGAGCAAGAUCGUGGCGGCCACCAUUGACAACGCCAACUUGGUGCUGCAGAUCGAUAAUGCCCACCUGGCAGCUGAUGAUUUCCGCACCAAGUAUGAGACGGAACUGAACCUGCGCAUGAGCGUGGAGGCUGACAUCAACGGCCUACGCAGGGUGCUGGAUGAGUUGACCCUGGCCAGAGCCGACCUGGAGAUGCAGAUUGAGAACCUCAAGGAGGAGCUGGCCUACCUCCGGAAGAACCAUGAGGAGGAGAUGAAUGCCCUGCGAGGCCAGGUGGGCGGGGACGUCAACGUGGAGAUGGACGCCGCCCCUGGCGUGGACCUGAGCCGCAUCCUGAACGAGAUGCGCGACCAGUAUGAGAAGAUGGCGGAGAAGAACCGCAAGGAUGCCGAGGACUGGUUCUUCAGCAAGACGGAGGAGCUGAACCGCGAGGUGGCCACCAACACCGAGGCCCUGCAGAGCAGCCGCACGGAGAUCACAGAGCUGCGCCGCACGGUCCAGAACCUGGAGAUUGAGCUUCAGUCCCAGCUCAGCAUGAAAGCGUCGCUGGAGGGCAGCCUGGUGGAGACCGAGGCACGCUAUGGAGCCCAGCUGACCCAGCUGCAGGGGCUCAUCAGCAGCAUCGAGGCUCAGCUGAGCGAGCUCCGCUGUGACAUGGAGCGGCAGAACCACGAGUACCAAGUGCUGCUGGACGUGAAGACCCGGCUGGAGCAGGAGAUCACUACCUACCGCCGCCUGCUGGAGGGCGAGGACGCCCAGUGAGUGGAGGGCACCCCGCACCUGCUCAGUGGGCUGGAAGAGAAAUGCACGGUGACCACCCGCCAGGUGCGGACCAUUAUGGAGGAAGUCCAGGACGGCAAGGUGGUCUCCUCCCGCGAGCAGGUCCACCGCUCCACCCACUGAGGCCCCUUUCCACCUGCAACAGCCCAGCCUCCAGGGCCCAGGGGCAGCCAUUGCCUCCAGCUCCCAGCAUGCUA
This is a messenger RNA of Odocoileus virginianus texanus, 1277 nucleotides long. The record is from RefSeq and is a predicted model, not a curated record. Lineage: Eukaryota; Metazoa; Chordata; Mammalia; Artiodactyla; Cervidae.